Messenger RNA from Dinoponera quadriceps, 7082 nucleotides. RefSeq names its product signal transducer and activator of transcription 5B (gene Stat92E). Bases 1508 to 3787 code for a protein of 759 amino acids. Gene Ontology annotation, molecular function: RNA polymerase II cis-regulatory region sequence-specific DNA binding; DNA-binding transcription factor activity, RNA polymerase II-specific. The transcript is spliced from 9 exons. The record is from RefSeq and is a predicted model, not a curated record. Gene Ontology annotation, biological process: regulation of transcription by RNA polymerase II; regulation of cell population proliferation; cell surface receptor signaling pathway via JAK-STAT. Lineage: Eukaryota; Metazoa; Arthropoda; Insecta; Hymenoptera; Formicidae.
AUUGAGAGUUGAAAGAAAUGUUAUUUUACAAACUUCAAAUAAAUAAUAUAUAUUUGUACAAGAGACUCCACAAAUUGUCUUGUGAAAAGUUAUAUCAUGCAUAAAUUAAUAAGUUUCUACUUUUUGCUUGCCAAUGGCCUGCUUUCUGUACUUCUCUCUCAGAAAUUCGGGGCAAAUGUAUGCAUAGGGAAACCGACGGAGCACUAUGUCAAAUAUAAAAGAUAUUAUAUUACGUUACUUUCCUUACGUCGACCACAGAAUGCUCGGCUUGCGUCAAAACUUGAUCCUAAUUCAGAGAUUGAUUCUACCCUAACGUCACCGUGUAUACUCGUUACAAUUAAAAGCUACAUGAUUGAUAUCUUCUGUUUCACACCGCCUGUACACACACACGGUCGGUAGAUUAAAAGUGGCAACACUUUUUUUCGGUAAAUGUCACAACGCAUAUUUCGUACGUCCGAUACGAAGAUGUAUCUUCUAAGAACUGUUGACAAACAAAUUUUUCAAUUGGACACCGGAUGCGUGGCGAGUCUGGACGAGGAAAAAGAAAGUUGCAAGUUUUAAUCUGGCUAUGUAUACGUAUAAACAGUCGAUCAAGAAGAUUGCGACAUUCAUUUUACCAAGUUUCGGAACGCAUCUCGUGCCCGACGAAGAAUUUAUUUCCCGUUAAUUCUAACGCGCUGCGAAACUCACCGAAAGGGGAAAGCGUUGUGUUCAUUUUCGAUAACCGGCUGGAUUUGUUUUCCGUGCGUUUUGAGACGGCGACGAUCAGAGUGCGCGGACGCGACUCAGUGCGCGCGCGCACGAGCGUUUUCAAUUUUCGCGCGAAAGGCGCGGAAGAUGGCGGCGGCGAGUGGAGCGCCGGUGGUGCGCGGUUUAUCGAUAAAUCACAGCGGGCGCGAUCCCACGCGGCGCACUGCGCAUGCGCGCCACGCUCACGUGAUUGUCCACCAUCAUCCGGUCGGCCCCCCCCCACGCGCGCCAUUUACGGUAUCAAAUUCCCGGAAUUCCUCGCCCGCGCCGCGUCACUACGUCGUCGCCCGGGCUACUCGUCGUCCGUCCGUCGGCUCAGUAGCGGGCGAGAAAGCGGAUUGGGGGAGGACGAGAGAGGCGGACCAGCCAGCCAGCCGUGAGAGAGAGAGACACAGGGCCGAUAUUAUUGAUGCGAGGAGCGCUGGUGCGAUUACUGCAUGUUUAGUCGGCGGCGAGGAGAGCGCGCGUCAGCGAUCCCCACGAAGGCCGUUGUUGGUACCGACGACGACGGUGACGGUGAGAAGAGGCGCAAGGAAGCGUCAUCGGAUCGGAGAAGGGGUGGAGGAGCGGCGACGGUGAUCGUGUCGCCGUGUUGCGUCGUACAUCUCGCGGACGUAGGCCGCCUCGAUCGGUGCCGUGCGGCGACAGCAGACAACAGCAGCGGUAACAGCAGCGGGCCGACAUCAGCAACAGCAGGCCGGACAUAGAUCCAGAUAAUCCGCAGCACGAGCAAUACGUGACCAAUUUUGUCGAGUCUAUGAUACACGAAUUGGAGACAAAAGCGGCGACUUUCACCUCGGACGACUUCUUCAUAACGAGGAUAAAGUUGACGGAAGCUGCCAAGUCGUUUCGCCACAAAUACCUGCAGAAUCCAGCGGCCUUGUUCAAAAUCAUCAAGCAUUGCUUGGCGUUAGAGAUGAAAUACGUGCAGCAGGUCGAGGGAAGUCUAGGCACACCUUUACCGAAUAUACCCAGCAACCGAUUGAUCAUGCCUGUGGACAUAAUUCAGCAGCUCACCGCGCUGCGCCAGAAGGCGGUCGAUUGCGCGGACGACAUACGGAAGAUGGAGCACGAGCAGGAGAGCUUCGCCCUGAGUUAUCAUGAGUGCACCAAGCUGAACGCGCAAAUGCAGCAUCUCGUCACGCAGCCGCAGAAUCAGCAGAAUUUCGACGUCGAUAAGAAGAUCAGGAGACAAAGAGAGCAGCAGGAGCAGAUCCUGAAUCACAAGUUGGCUGGCUUGAUGCAAACGCGUCUGCUGCUGGCCGACAAACUGAAGGAGAUCAUCAGCAAACUGGGCAGCCUGCAGUCGAGAAUCCUCGACGACGAACUUAUCAGAUGGAAAAGGGAUCAGCAACUGUCGGGAAACGGCAUACAAUUCGUCAAUAAUUUGGACUCCAUUCAAGAGUGGUGCGAGGGCCUCGCCGAGAUAAUCUGGCUGACGCGACAGCAGAUUAAAGAGGCGGAGCUUAUGAAGCAAAAAUUGAUGUUCAACACGACGGCGAUGCAGGACCCGUUCCCGGCGCUGAAUUCGCAAAUCACGCAGUUGCUCAGUUCCCUGGUCACGAGUACCUUUAUCAUAGAGAAACAGCCUCCGCAAGUGAUGAAGACCAAUACUCGUUUCACGAGCACGGUCCGCCUCCUGGUCGGCGGCAAGCUGAACGUGCACAUGUCACCGCCGCAAGUCCGAGUAUACAUAGUGAGCGAGACGCAAGCGAACGCUUUGUUGAAGAGCGACAAGAUGAAGAAUGACAACAGCGGCGAGAUUUUGAACAACACCGGCACGAUGGAAUACCACCAGACAACCAGACAACUCUCGGUGAGCUUCCGCAACAUGCAGCUGAAAAAGAUCAAACGGGCGGAGAAGAAGGGCACGGAGUCCGUGAUGGACGAGAAGUUCUCACUGUUGUUCCAGUCGCAGUUCAGCGUAGGCGGCGGUGAACUGGUAUUCCAAGUGUGGACUUUGAGUCUGCCCGUAGUCGUGAUCGUUCACGGUAACCAAGAACCCCACGCUUGGGCUACCGUCACUUGGGACAACGCGUUCGCCGAGCCUGGCCGAGUGCCAUUCGCCGUGCCGGACAAGGUACCGUGGCCGCAGGUAGCCGAGGCUCUGAACGUGAAAUUUCACUCGGCGACCGGCCGUUCGUUGACGGAGGAGAAUCAGCGAUUCCUCGCGGAGAAAGCCUUCCGCGGCAGCAACUCGAACGGACAGGACUACUCCAACAUGCUAUUAUCCUGGGCGCAAUUCUGCAAGGAGCCGUUGCCCGAGAGGAACUUCACCUUUUGGGAGUGGUUCUACGCAGUGAUGAAGCUGACCAGGGAGCACCUACGCGGCCCAUGGUCGGACGGUGUCAUCCUUGGUUUCGUCAGAAAGAAGCAGGCAGAGGAGAUGUUGGCGAACUGCACGCCCGGGACGUUUCUCAUGCGAUUCUCCGACUCGGAGCUCGGCGGUAUCACUAUCGCAUGGGUCGCAGAUCAAACCGAAGUCUUCAUGCUGCAACCUUUCACGAGCAAGGACUUCGCCAUACGAUGUCUGGCGGACCGCGUGAACGACUUGCAAUACCUGCUGUACCUCUUUCCGGAUUUCACCAAAGAUCAGGCUUUCUCCAAGUACUACACACCGUUUAACGACAACCAAGCCACGUCGACAAAUGGCUACGUCAAGCCGCUCUUGGUGACGCACGUGCCAGGUUGGAGCGCUCCCGGUCUCGGCAAUCAGACACCGUCCCAUUCCUCCGUGGUGGGAGUCGGCGGUAACGGUCAAGGUGGCCCAGGCGGAAGCUACCCGGCCACGCCGGCGUCGACUGUGUUUCAACCGCACAGUCCCGAUCCGUCUGUUACGCGAGACACACCGUCUACAGCCUCCAGCUACGCUCCUGGUCUCGGCCAGUCGGGUGUCGGACGGCCAAGCUCGGACAUGGACUAUGUGGAGCUGAUGGGCCAGAACGAGCUGACAUCAAUUGAUGAAAAUCUCAACUUGGACCACUUAAACAACUUCAGCUUCUCCGAGUUCAUGCAGUCGUAUAACAAACCACAAUAAUAGGUACGUUCAAGUGUACGUUGUCGUUGCCGUCGUCGUCGUAAGCCAAUCGAUGAUCAUCGGCGACCUCCGACCCUUUUUCGAUCUCUGACGGUUCAUCCGGUGCACAUGCUGAAAAUAAGGACGCUACCGGACGCGAUCCGUUGAUUGUUAUGUUUAACGGGGGAGGGACACACGCGCCGUCGGCCGUUCCCGGCGACACGGCGCGCACGAUUACUUACCUAAGAGAGGCGUUUCAAAUGUGUCUGUUAAGAUUUGUAUGCGAGCCUUACAUGAGAGGGAGAGAGAAAGAGAGAGGGAGAGAGCGCAUUGUAUUUUUGAGAUCGCCUGUGAAACGCAUCUCCGUGCGCGAAUGACGGAGACGGUCGUCGUCGUCCAACUCAAUGCAAGAAUGUGCAAUUCGUUUGGAGGCGUCAUUGUGUUAUACGUUUGUGUCAGUCGCGUGUCUAUUAGCCACCGUCGCGAAAAUUCCGACGAGUCUGUUUACUGGCGACUUCGUCGGGGUCAACGUGUGUCUGUGUGUGUGUAUGUGUGUGUGGUGGAGCGUCUCUCAGCGUUCAGAGCGCAGCGUUCUUCCGACCGAUCUGGCGUCGUUGCAAUCUGGGAUUUUGGCGACGAUCCUGCGCUUUUCUGACUGCUCUUUCCUGAGGAAGGAAACGACGCAAAGAGAGACCUGGAGCGCCGUAAUGCUUAAUUCCACACAUCGCAGAUAUUAUAUCUUAUAAAAUAUGGUAUAUUGUAUGUUACACGAAGCAUGGUAUAUUGUAUCUUAUAAAAUAUGGUACGGGUAUUACGUUUUAUAGAGUAUGUAAAAAAGGGACAAUGUGUCGGAGGUUUUUUCUCCCUCUCGUCGAGUUCUCGAGCAGCGAGGGAAACUGAAUCGAGCUAAGUCUCUGUAACGUUGGAAAUAUUUGUAUCGGAAGGAACGAAAUAAUAAUGUGAACAGAGAUGAAGAUAUAUGUGAUGAGAUGAGAUACGAGGAGAAAUAAUGUAGUAUAGAAAAAGGAAAAAAAAGUUACUUGGGCUGUCUGAGUGUUACGAGUCAAACGAGACACUUAUCGAUGAUGUUGACUCACACGGCGGUGUGAUUAAAGAUGAAUUUGGUUGAUUUGAAUUUUGUAUAAUUAUUGAGAAUUGUGGAAAAUCUUCUAAAUCUUGUUACGUAGCUUUAAAGUGAGGAAGACACGGUGACGCCAAACCUGUCUAAAUUUCUCCGUGUUUCGCAAACUGUUUGUACUAUUUUGUUUAUUUAACGAGCGACCAAAAGUCGCCCCCCCCCCUCUAAUUUUUUAAUGAUUAUUACUGCAACUCACGAGUUUGUUGAAGUUAAUCGGACUUGAUAGAUUCUUCGUUUUUGUUUCGAGUUCCCGUUUGAUAUCAGUUUUAGUAAACUGAAACUGACGUUACAGACCCGUGUAAUGUCGGCUUUAGUCCAGAUUCUUUGUAAGAUAUGAUGAACACUUAGUACAAAGGCUCAUAGCUCGUAGCUCAUCAUUUAUGAUAUACGAAACGCUUAAAAAACAUAUGUAUAAUGAUAAUAGAUUUGUAUAUUGCAUGUUUAAAAGUAACACUACGACUAAUAACGACAUUUAUGUAGAAUUAUAUUAUGAACAUAGUAUAAUGUUAUUUUUGUUAAUCAGUUUAGGUCGUUUUAGAGAGAAUUUUAACGAAUCUACUAUAAAUCAUGUUGUUUCUUUUUUUUUUCUUUCUCCUUUUUUUUCCACGUACGUCAACCAGCAGAGUAGCUUUAACGCGCAGUGUAAUUAGAUUAUCAAUAUUUUCUCAACUAUACUUGUUGGUAGAUAUUAAAGUAAUUACAGUGACAGAUCGCUGACGCCGCGAUACAUAUCGUUCUUUUCUUCUCUCUGAAUGAUCGUUAAAUAAUAUAAGAAUCAAUUGUGCAGUUAGAAAAUUCUUACGAUUUAUCUGCACCGUGUUAAGGCUAUUUUGCCGAUUAGCGUGCGCACUAUAUACGUACGAUUUUAUAAUUACACGUCAGUUUUCUCACAUCUUUAGAGAUAGUAGACAAAAAGUGACGGGAGGUGCUGUUAGUUGUAUGAAUUUUCGAGAGAGAUAUAUACGUUUAAGAAUUAACAUACAACGAUGUGUAAGGUAGAGAUUUUAUCGGAGGAGAGAUUAUGAGAGUACAAUGCGACGUAGAAAAUGGACAAUCAUCUUCAUACGUGCGACCGUACCGUGCCGCCUAGUCAAAUUGCCAUUGAGUGUUUCUUUUUUUUUUUCCUCUUCAGAUAUCGAGAAGGAAUGUAAGUGUAAAAAGGAGGAGGAAGUCUGUUAAAAUAUCAUUUGUUCGACUUGAGUUAUACUAAAGAUAAGGGAAUCAAAGAGGAUGAAGUGUGCACGAGUUACACACACACAUGUGCAUCGUGUGUAGCCGCAUACCGAUUGUGACGAUCUAAAAGUACGUGCCUUACAAUUCUUAGACUUUGGUCUUAAAUUCUUCGAGGAUUUCUGGGAAUAUUUCGACGAUGAGAUUAGGUAUAUACGUUUUAACUACUACUACUACUACUACUCUCUCUCUCUCUUUCUCUUUUCUUCUUUCCUUCCUUUUUUCUUUUCUUUUUAAUUUUAAUCUUUGUCUCGUGAUAACUUAGCUGGUAUAUUUCGAGAGUGUAUAUGUAUGCAUGAGUACAUAUGUAUAGCUUUACUAAGAGGUGAUUCAUUUAUGUAUAAAGGUUUACUUAUAAUCGUAUAGGUUACGUAUUAUCACCUUAGUGAUUGUUUCUUCUUUUUUUUUUAUUAUUUUUAACGGAGCAAGAGAAAGGAAACGCGCGCAAAAAAAAAAAAACAUUUGUUGUGGGCUUGGUUAACGCGUGCGCACGACACGUACACACAUACAUUGUAAAGUUUAGUUAUAUACUUAUUACGGUGCUCCAUUCCCUCCCCUGUCUCUGUGUCUUAUGUAUGUAUUAUUAAGAGGAGAAAAAGAAAAAUCUAUCGAUUGUAUACAUAUGUAAAACACCGUUAAAUGUACACUGGAUUUCGUCGCGAGUAGGAGUGCACAUAGCGUUGUCUCUCCUCUUAUAUAUUUAUAUCAUUGUAAGGUAACAUGUAAAACGAGACGCCAAGUCACACGUCUUGGCGAGAUACGAGCUAGUAUUAGCUAUUGAUCUUUUUAUCAAAGAUUAGAGUUUAUUUUAUUACCAAGGAUGAUUUUACGGCCCGUAAGAUAUGCUCUUACUCUUAUCGGUCUAUUCUACCUGUAAUCGUUAAGUGUAGUAUAAUAAGUGUAACAUAACACGCAUGUUUACGCGCAAUAAAAUUGAUUCUAAAUCAA